UUGGCGCGAGGCGUACCGCCCAUGCAUACCGCAGUUUAAAACUAUACCUGUCGCUCAACCGAAACCACAGCCCCACAGCCCCAACAAGGCAGUCAAAUUACAACGAUCAAUGUCGUGCGAUUACGCAGCCCAUAGGCUGAAGGAGCUUUCUAAUUUCGUGGCCACAGAAUAUGAAGGCGUUCUGAAACUGUGGCUCGAGUUAGGAGUCCCGGUGGAUGCCGCAAGAGAGAGAUUCGAUAAGGCGACGGAUCACAUCCGUCAUAUGGUUGCCGACCUGGUCGACGGCGAACAGCGAAUGCGUCAGCAAGUGCUUGACAGUAUCGUCGAUUACAAGAAACAAGCGACGAUGCUUCGGGACCUACUUGACCUUCCUGUGCUGGAGUUAGAUGAGAAUCAGACCCCACUUGCCAAGGAGGAGAUCCUACGUGAAGAACUAGAGCGGCUGGAACACAUGAAAGUGGAAAGACUAAGACUUCACAAACAGCUCCGGCUGUCCGAGCGCAAGCUUUGUCAGAGACUCGCGAUGGCACCGCACGGCUUUGUGCUCAGAGAAGACAGUGUACCAACGGAACAAGAUCUCCGAGAUAUCGAGGUUCAUAUCGGCAUGCUGAAAAAGGAACAGGACAGAAGGACAAAGUUCCUGUCUACUCUCCAUAAGGACAUUCUGGACCUGAUGACACUUUUGGGGGCAUCGCCAGAAAUGGACAGUCAGUUGGACUUGGAAGACGUGUGCCUCACGCAGGAAAGGUUGACACUGGCAAAGUCCCACCUGGCCAAGCUCCAGGUGAUGAAGCAAGAAGCUGAGGAAAAGCGUCGUCGCCUCGUCGAGGAACUGUACCUGUACUGGGAGAGGUUAGAAACCCCCGAGUCAUAUCGUGGAAGCUUUCUGGAAAAGCACCCCAGUCUCAAGAUGUCUGAUAUCGGAGCGCUGGAGGAGGAGUUGAGACACUGUCAGGCUCUCAAGCGCGAGAAGCUGGCACAGUUUGUGGAUCACCUGAAACAGGAACUCCUCACGUGGUACGACAAGUGUGGCAUUCCCGAACGGGGAACAAGACUGGAAGGCGCUGAAUACAACGACAGCUACUUGGAGUCUCUGGAGAAGGAGCUCCGUAUGAUGAAGAGCUUCCACUCUACGCACGAGACUCUUUUUGCCAAAGUGGAGAAGCGUGAGAGACUCUGGUCCAAGCUGAAAGAAUUUGAGAAGCGUGCCAGAGACCCGUCCCGUUUCAAUAACCGUGGGGGUGCACUCCUCCAAGAAGAAAAAGAAAGGAAGAGACUUCAGAAAGAACUCCCAAGGCUGGAAGAUGAAAUCCAGGCGUACAUGGAGAAUGCCAAAGAGACGGAGGAUUCCAUAUUUAAUGUCUGGUGCAAUGGCUUUACUUCUCACAUGGAAGCCCAAUGGGAGGAGUACAAGGAGGAGAAGGAAAAUGAAAAACAGGCGAGACAAAGGAAGCAGCAGGAGACGCCGUUCACCACAAAGGGCACCAAGAGGCCAGCUUCAGCCACACCACUACGCUCUGUGAGCAAGGUGUCCAGAUUGGGCAUGACUGUACACAAUUCUCCCAGGGCGAACACACCUGCAUUCAAGAGAUCCACGCUCAGGAGAUCUAAAGGAAAAACUCAACCUUUGAGGCGCGCUGCAACUAAGGGGACGUCACAGCCUUCCACCUCUAGGGGGUUGUUGAGAGGCGCCAACACUACGUCAAAGAAGCUGCAAGAGACCAGCAUCACAAGCGUGGCCUCCUACAAGGAGUUCCAGGAAGCGCUGGCAGAUCCAAAAGUGGGUGACCCCAUCACCAGCACGUUUGUGCGGUUCACCAGCGAUACAGGAAGUGCUCAACAGCACGAAGAGAGGGAUGUCCCGCAGUACGUUGGUCCCAAAGACUGAACCGAGAAUGCACCGGUCUGCUGUUGGAAAGCAGAUGAGCCUUAAAAGGUGCCCGCGGCAGCUGCAGUUCUGAGUCGACACUGAGUCGCAUUUUUAUAUUGUACAUUUGAGAGCUUUAGAUUAUAAAGGGUUUUAUCUGGUAAAGUAAUGAGUGUAAGUAAUGCCACUUUAUUAAUAAACCUUUGUGGUGGUGUA
Ornithodoros turicata is the source of this 2083-nucleotide messenger RNA. Its product is annotated as protein regulator of cytokinesis 1-like. The coding region runs from base 110 to 1888 and encodes 592 amino acids. Gene Ontology annotation, molecular function: microtubule binding. Gene Ontology annotation, biological process: microtubule cytoskeleton organization; mitotic spindle midzone assembly. Lineage: Eukaryota; Metazoa; Arthropoda; Arachnida; Ixodida; Argasidae. Gene Ontology annotation, cellular component: mitotic spindle midzone; spindle; cytoplasm. The record is from RefSeq and is a predicted model, not a curated record. The transcript is spliced from 11 exons.